Brassica napus (rape) is the source of this 603-nucleotide messenger RNA. RefSeq lists its product as uncharacterized. The record is from RefSeq and is a predicted model, not a curated record. The transcript has a single exon. Bases 1 to 603 code for a protein of 200 amino acids. NCBI's taxonomy places the organism in Eukaryota, Viridiplantae, Streptophyta, Magnoliopsida, Brassicales, Brassicaceae.
AUGUCGUCAUCAUCAUCCGAUGAAAUCGAUGAAAGAUUGGACGAGGUUCUCGAUGAAAUCGUCGAAGAUGUAUAUAAUGACAUAGUGGAGGCCCAACCGAAUAUGCAAAACACACGGGGUUAUAUUGAACGAGACCGUGAAGGGGGACACACCCGUUUAGUUAAUGACUACUUCAGAGAGAAUGCGACAUACUCGGCACAAUUCAGACGACGUUUCCGCAUGAAUAAGGGUUUAUUCAUGCGUAUUGUCCUUGCCCUCCAGGAGAACUUUGUAUUCUUUCAACAAAGACCAGAUGCAACCGGGAGGUUAGGUCAUUCUCCGCUACAAAAAUGUACGGCGGCUAUUCGACUGCUUGCUUAUGGUACUGGGGCUGACACGGUUGAUGAAUAUCUCCGAUUAGCUGAGACCUCAGCACUUUUGUGUUUACAUAAUUUCACUGACGGAAUUAUACAGUUAUUCGGAGACGAGUAUCUACGACGACCCACACCGGAUGAUCUUCAACGACUACUCGACAUUGGAGAGAAACGAGGGUUUCCUGGGAUGAUCGGGAGCAUUGACUGUAUGCAUUGGGAGUGGAAAAAUUGCCCGACCGCUUGGAAAUGA